Hibiscus syriacus is the source of this 657-nucleotide messenger RNA. RefSeq lists its product as uncharacterized. Bases 1 to 657 code for a protein of 218 amino acids. The record is from RefSeq and is a predicted model, not a curated record. Gene Ontology annotation, cellular component: nucleus; cytoplasm. Gene Ontology annotation, biological process: nucleobase-containing compound metabolic process. Lineage: Eukaryota; Viridiplantae; Streptophyta; Magnoliopsida; Malvales; Malvaceae. The transcript has a single exon. Gene Ontology annotation, molecular function: nucleic acid binding; 3'-5' exonuclease activity.
AUGAACGACGAGCACAUCACCAUUUCCCCCCAUUCGAACACAAAACCAAACAGGUUCCGAACUUUCACCGUAACUUUCUUCUCAAAACCCAUCAAAACCAUCGUCACCGCCACCCCUGCCGUCGUCCGCAAAUGGCUCAGCAGAGUCCUCUAUUUCCACCGUAUCCGCAGCCACAAGCUCGUCGUUGGCCUCGGUGUUCAAUGGAACCCUUCCUCUCCCAUUGACCGCCCACCGGCAUCCACUCUCCAACUUUGCAUCGGAAGCCAAUGCCUCAUCUUCCAACUCAUGCACGCCAACGCCGUGCCCUUAGCUCUCCGCCGUUUCUUGGCGGAUCCUCGUAACACUUUCGUCGGUGUUUGGAACCAUAGAGACGAAGCCAUGCUAUCUUGCUCGAAGUACGGGCUGAAAGUUUCGAGACUGAUCGAUGCUCGUGAAGUUGCGGCCGAGAGAAAUGGGUUGAGCAGACAAAUCUCGAUGGAGGGAUUGGCUGAGAUUAUAUUGGGUGCCGGUGGUGUUGAGAAGCCUAAACGGAUUGGUUGCAGUGAUUGGGAUAAUUAUCGUCUUUCUUUGGAGCAAGUCCAGUAUGCUUGUGUUGAUGCUCAUGUGAGCUUUGAAUUGGGUAGAGCGUUGAAAGCUUGGAAUUGGGAGAAGAACUGA